AUAGCCGAUUUCUCAAUUAAUAUUCAUGGCAGGGUGAAUCCGUUUAUUUAUCUUCAAUGGUAUGAUGGCGUUACACGGAAAGCACCCCGUUCUUUCGCUUGAGUAAUUGUUGCAAACCUUCAGUGUCGACAUAGUCUUUUAGAUAGACUACCUAUUUCCCUGUCAACUUGGCAUCUUACGUUUCUUUAUUUUUAUUUUUCAUUUUUUUCUUCUUCUCAGAAACAUCGUGCUUACCGUGUAUUAUAUUUUGAGAAGUUUCAUUAUGUUUUGUUCUAUCAUUACACCGAAGCCAGUGAAGUGCUUACUGCUCCGUGACAGCGAAUUUCGCAUUAUUGCAAUGGAUUAUCUACGGUGAGUUGUUCCUAAUAUUUUGCACUAUUUCUGGACGUCCUAUAGUUACUCACUGCACAGUGAGACUUCAGAUGAUUUGCUACCUACACAAGAGAAAACGUAUGCAUUCGCAUAUUUGUAGCCCUGGAUUUAUUGCUUAGGAUAUCCUACAUGUAUACGUUUAUCUUUUAUGACAUUUAUGUGGAAAAAAUAAGUUCUUCGACGCGCAAAUAUGAACACAACUAUGGAGCACACUGGCAUUGAAGAGGUGAAUCAAACACACCAGCAGCACGAGCCUAUUAGUUUCGGAAUUGAUCAGAUAUUGAACAGCGCAGACCAAACCAGCAGCUGCAUGCUCCCGAGCCGGACCACCGAAGCGGAUUACCAACUAGCCUCCAACGUUUAUGCCAAUGGGUACAACAGCGUCUACAACCCGGCCUGCUCUAUGGCGGCGGGACUCCCGGGCUCGUACAAUGUGAACAUGAACAUGAACGUAAGCAUGAACAUGAACGUCAAUGUGAACUCUGGGAAUGCAGGAGGGGUGAUUCGGGUUCCAGCACACAGACCCAUGCCACCGUCUGCCCACCCGCACGUCCCUACUCAUCCAGCCGCCAUGUCAACCGGCAUGCCAACGGUGCCAACAAUGUCUGGCAUGGGAAACGUGGGUAACUUCACCUUUCCUUGGAUGGAGAACAGUAGGAGAUUUGCUAAAGACAGACUAACAGCGGCGCUCUCCCCGUUCUCCGUGACCCGACGGAUCGGGCACCCGUACCAGAACCGCACGCCCCCAAAGAGGAAAAAGCCCCGCACCUCCUUCAGCCGGGUGCAGAUCUGCGAGCUGGAGAAGCGUUUCCACCGGCAGAAGUACCUGGCGUCGGCCGAGCGGGCCACCCUGGCCAAGGCCCUGAAGAUGACGGACGCGCAGGUCAAGACCUGGUUCCAGAACCGCAGGACAAAAUGGAGGAGGGAGGCCCAGGAAACAUUUAUGCAUGGAGAACUCUACAAAAGACUGCUCACAGAAACACGGGAGACAGACUGCGGAGGAGAGGGAGGCAGAGAGGCAGCAGGCCAACCGCCUGAUGCUGCAGCUCCAGCAGGAGGCCUUCCAGAAGACGCUGGCCCAGCCACUCCAACAGGACCCCCUCUGCCUGCACAACUCCUCCCUCUACGCCCUGCAGAACCUGCAGCCCUGGGCCGAGGACAACAAGGUCACCUCCGUCACCUCCGUCGCAUCUGUGGUCUGACCCCCCUGUUCCAUCCGCACCUGGUCUGACCCGGAGACACGGGGCAGGCACGAAGUGGGCAGAGGCGAGAGGACGUACAUGUGGAGUGGGGUGGGGGCCAGUCCAAAAUUCACAUACAUGAACUAUGUACACCCCUUCCCCCUUUUUCACAUUCUGCAUUCGAUAUGUGAGAACAUGGUGGUAUGAUCUACCACCCCUUUGUGCAUAGCUCUUUUUUUCUACCACAGGAGAAAUAUAACAGACUGGACAAAUUCAGUGCCUCCUAUUCUUUCUUUUUUAGUUUGCUUUCUAUAUCCCUCAUUGCAAUGAAUGGAACUGCUGAACUGUUGAUAAUUGAAUGCCAGUUAGAGAAUAUAAGAGUUAACCCGUGUUGCUUGUGUAUUUUGUACUGUACGAAGUACAACAAUCAAUUUUUAUAAAAUGUGUGCAAACAAAUCUGCAUACAAA
Anguilla anguilla (European eel) is the source of this 2021-nucleotide messenger RNA. RefSeq names its product T-cell leukemia homeobox protein 3-like. Gene Ontology annotation, cellular component: nucleus. The transcript is spliced from 4 exons. Gene Ontology annotation, biological process: regulation of transcription by RNA polymerase II; animal organ development. The coding region runs from base 563 to 1603 and encodes 346 amino acids. NCBI's taxonomy places the organism in Eukaryota, Metazoa, Chordata, Actinopteri, Anguilliformes, Anguillidae. Gene Ontology annotation, molecular function: DNA-binding transcription factor activity, RNA polymerase II-specific; RNA polymerase II cis-regulatory region sequence-specific DNA binding. The record is from RefSeq and is a predicted model, not a curated record.